AUGUUUAGAAAAGAAAAUAUUUCUGAUUGCCAAAAAUCUCUUUCAAAAGAUGAUACUCAAAAGCAUAUAUAAUAAUACAUCAUAGAAGAAUUAAAUUAUUCGUUUGUUGAUAAGUAAUAGAAGUUAAAAGAUGUAACAAAUAACAUUACAAAAAUUACUAAUAUUUUAAAAAGUAUUUAUGAACAUGACUUUAAUAAAAAUGACUAUUCCACAAAAAUAUACUUGGAAAGCAGACAAGAACUCAUUCAAAAUAUAUCGAAAAACAAAAAAAUUAUCUAAUUUUUAAAAUUUCUAGUUUCUCUCACAUCUAUAGAUGAAAAAUUUAUAUUAAGUGGAUCAAACUCACUGAACUUAUUAGUUGAAAUGAAAGUUGAUCUAUCAAAACAAAGCUUUAUAAAUAUUAGAAUUAAAAAUAUUUCUAUAGUUGGAGCAAAUUUUAUAAGAAGCAAUUUGAGUGGGUCUGAAUUUGACAAUGUUGAUAUAAGCGGAAUAAAUUUAAAUGGGGCUUUACUAUUAAACUGCAAAUGGAAGAACAUAAGGAUUAAUGAAUUACAUCAUUUAAAUGGUCAUAGUAGUUAUGUCAAAUCAGUAUGCUUUUCUCCUAAUGGUAAAAUAUUAGCAUCUGGAAGUAAUGAUAAUUCGAUUCGUUUAUGGGAUUUUAAGACAGGACAGUAAAUAUCGUAAUUAGAUGGUCACAGUCAGGGAGUACUUUAAUUAUGCUUCUCUCCUGAUGGUAUUUUAUUAGCAUCUAGUAGUGAUGAUAAGUCUAUCUGUUUAUGGAAUGUUAAGACAGGAUAAUAAAAGAUAAAAUUUGAGGGUAAUUGUAAUACUAUCUAUUCAAUAUGCUUCUCUCCUGAUGGUACCACAUUAGCAUCUGGUAGUGAUGAUCAGUCUAUCUGUUUAUGGGAUGUUAAGACAGGACAAUUAAAACAUAAAUUAGAAGGUAAUAGUUUUGGAGUCCUUUCAGUAUGCUUUUCUCCUGAUGGUAAAACAUUAGCAUCUGGAAGUAAUGAUAAUUAGAUUCGUUUAUGGAAUGUGAAGACAGGACAAUAAAUAUCGUAAUUAGAUGUUCAUAGUCAGGGAGUACUUUCAUUAAGCUUCUCUCCUGAUGGUAUUUCAUUAGCAUCUGAUAGUGUAGAUAAGUCUAUUUAUUUAUAGGAUGUUUUGGCAGAACAAUAAAAAUCUCAGUUAAUAGGUCAUGGUGAUAGUGUAAAUUCAGUAUGUUUCUCUCCUGACGGUAGUACAUUAGCGUCUGGUAGUUUAGAUAAGUCCAUCUAUUUAUGGGAUGUUUUAACAGGAUAAUACAAUACUCAAUUGAUAGGUCACGGUGAUAGUGUUAAUUCGGUGUGUCACUCUCCUGACGGUACUACAUUAGCCUCUAGUAGUGGGGAUUAGGUUAUUUGUUUAUGGGACGUUAAGACUGGCUAAUAAAAAUCGAUAUUUAUGGGUCAUGGUGAUAGUGUCAAUUCAGUUUGCUUCUCUCCUGAUAGUAAUACAUUAGCAUCUGGUAGUUCGGAUAAGUCUAUCUGUUUAUGGGAUGUCAAGACAGGAAAAUUAAAAUUGGAAUUAUAUGGUCAUAUUUCUGGAGUGUUAUCAGUAUGCUUCUCUCCUGAAGGUAAUACAUUAGCAUCUGCCAGUUUUGAUAAGUAUAUCUGUUUAUGGGAUGUAAAGACAGGACAAUUAAAAUCUAAAUUAAUAGGUCAUGGUGAAAGUGUGAAUUAAGUAUGCUUCUCUCCUGAUGGUAUAACAUUAGCAACUGGAAGGUAUGAUAAUUCUAUCCGUUUGUGGAAUGUAAAAACAAGAAAAAAACAUUCUAAAUUUGAUGGUCAUAGUCAUGGAGUACUAUCUGUGUGCUUUUCUCCUGAUGGAACCACGUUAGCAUCUGGUAGUGUGGAUAAUUCUAUCCGUUUAUGGGAUAUUAAGACAGGAUAAUAAAAAUCUAAAUUAGAAGGUCAUAGGAAUACUGUCCGAUCAGUGUGCUUUUCUCCUGACAGUACAAAAUUAGUAUCUGGUAGUCAAGAUAAUUCAAUUCGUUUAUGGGAUGUUUAGAAUUUACAACACUAGACUAGAAUGAAUGGACAGAGUUUUUUUAUUGAACCACCAUUUAUUUUAUCUGAAGCCGCCCUAUCAGCAUAAGAUAUUAAUUCUAUGAAUAUUAAUGUAGGACAAUAAAUUUCCUUCGAUUAAAUAUAUAAAGAUAUUUCUAGUACUUUUUCAUAAAGGGGUAUUAUUUUUAUAUAUGAUUAUAGUAGACAAAUAUAUUACAAUUUUACUGAUUUCUUAAUAGCCAAUAUUUUAAGCAAAAGGCGCCUUAAUUCUCAAAGGAGAAUUUAUUAAUCAAGCAGGAAUUGAUUUAAGAUAACUAUUGAAAUAAAGAGGAAGUUAUAUUUUGGAAAGCUAAAUAGAAUUUAAAUAAAAGUAAAAUUGA
Molecule: messenger RNA, 2428 nt
Organism: Paramecium primaurelia
Lineage: Eukaryota; Ciliophora; Oligohymenophorea; Peniculida; Parameciidae
Source: the annotation of a GenBank genome assembly